Molecule: messenger RNA, 3425 nt
Organism: Harpegnathos saltator (Jerdon's jumping ant)
Lineage: Eukaryota; Metazoa; Arthropoda; Insecta; Hymenoptera; Formicidae
Product: odorant receptor Or2-like
Exons: 7
Coding region: 881-2161 (426 amino acids)
Biological process (GO): sensory perception of smell; detection of chemical stimulus involved in sensory perception of smell
Cellular component (GO): plasma membrane
Molecular function (GO): olfactory receptor activity; odorant binding
Source: RefSeq, a predicted model, not a curated record
UGCACAUACACACGUACAUAUUCUUUGACAAAACAUACAUGUAUUUAUUACUAAUUUAUUGUAAAAAAUAGGAGUAAUUAGGAGAAUAAAGAAUCGAAGUUAAUCAAGAUACUAAAAAAAAUUUGAAUGUUUGACAAAGGUCAUGAACCUAAAAACUAAUUACUACAAGAAUACAAUAUUACAUUCUUUUACAUACAAACUUAUACCGAGACCUGUUGUUCCACCAAUUUUAGACUAUUUCUAUUGUGCCUGUCAUAUAAAAGUUCUAUCUCAAGCCAUCCACGGUUUACGAUUGUUUUCAUCUCAAUAUAAGUGUCUCGAUCCCAUAUAGUUUCCAAAUUAAAGAAGCAGGAAAAUGAAGUCGUCCUAUAAAACCACCAACUUUAUCCUCCUCCUUAAACUGCCGCAUUUCAACUGCUCGCUGAAAUGGAUCAUGCGACUAAAGAAUCAUUAAUAAUGCAAGCGCUUUACACAGUCGAAGACAACUUCCAUUGUCCAUCUUCCACUGGACUAACUUUCUUCAUCUGUAAAAAAUAUCAACAUGCUCCACAUGUCCCACGCUUACCAUAAAGUUCUCUUAGUCGCGCCUCGUUUUCAUAAUGUAUCGUCGAGCAUAAAAGUUUGCAUAUACGUGAUGGCAAAUUUUUAUGAACGUGUAAUACCAAAGAGAAAAAGAACACGAACUAAUAAAAGCGACGAACUCUCAAUGAUCAUUAUUUGUUCUCACAACCCUAAUUUAUUUAUUCACCGUUUUGUCUAACAAAGUACGUCAAUAAGAUGAUAGCAUUUUCUUUUGCACGUCACGCACAUUCUGGUCCCCGCAAUAUUGGUAUACGAUAAUACGAUGGAACUUUCGCGUUUGGAAAAUUAGAUCUCAGGCAUGCGUCGUACUAAUGCUUCAUACAAGACGGAUCAUUUUUCAUGGAUGAUAAAAGACAAUACCCAUUUGGCCGUGGACAUGGAACGUACAGACGGAUAUAAUGAUUUAGAGUGGGCAAUUGGUCUAAAUCGGCUCGUGUUGAAAAUCAUCGGAUUAUGGCCAUCGGAUAAUCGAGGUUCUCAUAUGACCAUGAAAUCGAAAAUUCAGCUAUUGUGCAGCGUUAUCAUGUUACUUUUCGUACUGGCAAUACCAUCUUUUUUAUCACUGAUAAGAGUAUGGGGCGACAUGACUCUAGUGGUAGAUAAUUUGAUAUACAGCCUACCGGUGUCGAUCGCUAUAUUAAAAGUUUGUAUUCUUUGGUACAAACAAGAAGAUUUAGUGCUUCUGAUUGAUAUGAUCGCGACGGACUGGAUGAAACCAAAGAUGAAAGAAGAACGGGACGUUAUGCUAAGGCUCGCAAAAAUCAGUCGUAUGGUCGCUAUAUAUGGAUGGCUCCCGCCGUUCAUUUCAGGAAUAAUUUAUUUCACCCCUACGUGUUUUGGACGGACUAUCAGACACAUUACAAAUUUGACAGAUCCUGGAAAACCGUUGAUGGUACAAGCAUACUAUUUACACGACGUUUCCAAGAGCCCGCAAUUCGAACUGACGCUUUUGGCCCAAGGAAUUGCUCUUUUUAUCACGGGUAUCUCUUAUUAUGCGAUCGACCACUUUUUCGGAUUAUUAGUCUUGCAUGUAUAUGGCCAAAUGGAGAAUCUGCAUAUCCGAUUGACACAUAUGGAGCGAUAUACUAACUUUGAUUCAGUUUUGAAAUAUAAUGUUCAGGAUCACAGCCGCUUAAUGAGAUUCAUUGAAAUCAUCGACGAUUCAUUCGACCUGUUACUACUUGUCAUAAUACUAUAUUUUGGCAUAAUAUUCUGUCUACUGGGAUUUGUCAUAAUUAACAUUCUUAAUGAGGAUGGUCAAUUGUCAUUUAUGCAAAUAGUUUGGUUCGUUGGAGCAACCAUAUCAUUUUUGUUGCACAUGUACCUUUACUGCGUCGUUGGCGAAACUCUCGUGACGCAAUGUGAAAAGAUUCACCGUGCCGCAUACGAAUAUACGUGGUACACUUUAGAUCCAAAAGCAGCGAGGAACUUAAUUCUAAUAAUGCUGCGUGCAAGCAAACCAAUGUACAUCACGGCUGGGAAAACAUUUCCUAUGACGAUGGCAACGUUUUGCAAUUUGUUGAAAACAUCAACAGGUUAUAUAUCAGUCUUGCUUGCCAAUCAAGAUCAACGGUGGUAAUAAGAACUUUAUGUUCAAACUUUAGCGAAUGUUUAGUCAAAUUAAUUAUCAUAUAAUGAUAUAUGACAAUUGAAUUGCACAUACACACAUACAUAUUCUUCGACAAAACAUACAUGUAUUUAUUACUAACUUAUUGUAAAAAUAGAAAAAAUUAAGAAAAUAAAGUAAGGAACGUAAUCAGGAUAUCACAAGAGAUUGAGUUCUUGACAAGGUCACGAACCUAAAGACAAACUAGUACGAAGCUACAAUGUAAGUAUUACAUUUUUUUAUAAAUAGAUUUAUAUGAAGAUCUGUUGUUUCAUCGCUUUUAGACUAUUUCCAAUGUCCCUGUCGUAUAAAAGUUCUAUCUCAAUCCAUUCAUGGUUUACGAUUAUUUUCAUCUCAAUAUAAAUGUCCCGCUCCAGAAUAGUUUUCAAAUUAAAGAAGCAGGAAAACGAAGUUGUCUUAGAAAACCAUCAACUUCAUCCUUUUUCUCAAACUGCCUGAAUUCAACUGCCCUCUGAAACUGAUCAUGCGACUAAAGAAUCAUUAAUAAUGCAAGAGCUCUACACAACCGAUCACAACUUGUACGUCUUCCACUGGACUAACUUUCCUCAGUUGUAAAAAAUAUCAACAAACUACACACCUUCCACACUUACUACAAAGUUCUCUUAACGCCGUUCCUUUUUCGCAAUGUAUGGUCGAGCGAAAAACUUUGCACACACGUGAUCGUAACCAUAAAUAUAUGUGAGAUACUAAAGAGGAAAAGAACACGAACUAAUAAAAGUGAUAAACCUUCUAUGACCAAUUUAUGUGUGCAGGACUUAUUUAUCCACCACUUUGCCUAACAAAGUGCGUCAACAAGAUGAUACCUCCUCUUGCACGUCACGCACAUUCUGAUUCCUACAAUAUGUAUGAUAAUGCAAUAGAACUUUUGGAGACUUACAUCUCAGGCAUACGUUGCAAUAAUGCUUCGUACAAGUCGGAUCGUUUUUCAUGGAUGAUAAAAGACAGUACCCAUUUGGCCGUGGACAUGGAACGUACAGACGAAUAUAAUGGUGCCACUUUCGGCUAGCAAUCCAGUUUUUUUACACUAAUUACCUUCCAAUUUGAAAUUACUAUAUUAUAUUUUAUAUUUUAUUUAUUUCUUCUCCGAUCGAUCUUAAAAUGCACGUCUGUCAUACCGCGUAUUAUCAAUACAACUCGUUCGAAGGAAUUGAGCACUAUAGAAAUUAAUUCGUGCGAUAUCACAGAAAUUAUUAUAGAGACAUUUCAAUUUUGUAAA